This is a messenger RNA of Blepharisma stoltei, 2991 nucleotides long. NCBI's taxonomy places the organism in Eukaryota, Ciliophora, Heterotrichea, Heterotrichida, Blepharismidae. The record is from the annotation of a GenBank genome assembly.
AUGUCAAGCCCAAUUAAGGUGGCUUCUUCAGAAAAUAACACGAACACUCAUAUAGAAAAAGCCCGAAAUGCUUCAGCUCCAAAAAGUGCAAUUUUAGACGAGAAAUCUCCCACAUCUAGAGAAAUCUUACUCCAACAUAUUAAAGGGAUUGGAAAUACUAAUCAGGCUAGAUCAUCUAAAACGCCAUCACCAAUGCUAAAGCAAGGUGAGUAUGGUGUAUUCAAUAUUUAUGGUAAAUUACCAAUAAUUUUUUUAAAGAAAACAUCGUAAUUUUUAUUAAAAAAUUAAUUAUAAAAUAAAUAAUCCAUUCAAUAUUGAUUUAAGAAAAAAAUCCAUCGAGCCUUUAACACCCAAAGGUGCUGAAGAAGAAAACAAUGAAGGAAAAGAUAAUCAUGAAAAAAAUUGAAAUCUAUUAACUGAGCUGCAAAAUCCAAACCGAGAAGGGUUUUUUACAUUCAGAGGUGACCAAGAUAUUCAAAGUUCUAAAGAAGAUCUCAAAAAAGAAGGAGUUUUAGUAAUUUCAAUUGAAGAUGAAAUAAAUAAAGAGUCAAUUGUAGAGCUCAGAAAAGAAAUAAUGAAAGAAAACAAGGCAGAAGAAGUAAAAGUUGAAAGCCAUACGUCUGCAAUUGAUUUUGUUAGGGGAAAUCUCAAAAAAGAUACAUUACCAAAAGAAACUCCAAAUAAACUAUCUGAACCUAUUAGCAUUUUUGAAGAAAAACAGCCAAAGUUUAUAGAAAAAGCUGAGCCACCUCUGCCAACCUUAUACAGCUCAAAUAUUUCUCCCAAAACUAAAGAAAAGCCUAUUUUAGAAAUUCAAAAGCCGAUACUAAACCUUGAGAAAUCAAUUGAUCUUUCAAUAGUUACCCAAGAAAGAAAUAGGUCAUCUUCCUCACAUAUCCAAAGUGCUGCAAUGGCAAGUCAGCUGAAACCAGCAAGCCAAAGAUCAGUAACUCCUCAGCAAGAAUUCCAUCCUCCGUCUGUGCUAACUUUUGAUGAAUUUAUGUCACAAUGUGACCCAAAUAGGUCUAGUUUUGCCUCUAAUUCGCCUUUGACCAACUCUUUUAUAGGCCAAUCUCCUAAAGAUUUUAACCCUCCAGCACCUCAACGUCCAGUAAAAAAAUACGAAAUAUUUAAAAAACAAGCCCAAGAAAAAGAAAAAUUGAUGAUAAAAAGGAAAAAAUCAAUCAUAAAAAUCCAGGCACAUAUACGAGGAUGGCUGUGUAGGCUGAGGGUGAAAAGGAUAAAAGAUAGAUAUAGAGAAACACAAAGAUUAUUGAGGAUACGUGAUGUGUGUGAAAGGAUAAAAAUAUCAUGGGCUCCUUAUAUAAUUUUAAAAGCUUUACAAAGGUGAGUAGAGAUAAGGCGAAAAGAAAAAUUAGAAGUUUAUAAUGGUCAUGUAUUUUUUCUAAUAAAUUGGCCUUUUAUAUAUUAUUUUGCUUAAUUUAUUUACUAAACAUAGAUUUUUUGAGAAAUUUCAAAUAAAAAUUUGGAUCCAGUUUAUAAUAUGUUUGUGGAAUAUUCUGCAGUAUUUAUACAAAAGUUUUUUAGGGGAUAUUUAACUAGAAAAAAAUGGUGGACGAUUAUUGAGGCAAGAAUAAAUGCGAAAAGUGUGAUUUUAUCACUCGUAAGAGCGUGAAAAACCAGGAAAAUUUUAAAAACUAAAGAAAUGAGGAAUAUUGAAAUAGGAAUAAAAGAUAUGACAAAACUUGCAUCAGAAUUCUCUAGCGAAGGAAAUCCAAACACUCUAUUAUCUAAAGUCCAUCAGCAAAUUCCUGCAUUAAAAAGAAAAUACAUUCAGGAAUUCCGUAAAAUCUAUAACCAAGGCUCAUGGGUUUAUUUGCCGCCUCUCUCCAAAAUCCACACCCCUUAUGAUCCAUCAACCCCAAAAAAUGACAAACAAGGGCCAAUAGUAAAAACUGAGUCUUUCAGACUGAGCCUAGAAAGAAGCAAUAGUUCUUCAUCUCCACAAUAUCCAAAAGAAAAUUAUGACUUUGAUACGGACAUUUAUAUACAGAAGGACAAAGAAAUCUACUCUAGUCACUAUAGCAGAGAAGACCAGCCUAUUAAGCCUCUACAAGUGACUUAUAACCAAAUAGCUGAACAAGGAGAAGACGCCAUCGAGUCUAUGACUGAAACAAAACCAGUCAAAAAAUUUUCAAAUUUUUUGAAAAGAGGGGAAAAGAAAAAAUAUGACCCACUAAAGAAGGCAAAAGAAAAUAAAAAUAGAAAAUCAAUUGAGGCGAAAAAAGAAGAAGAAAAAGUAGAAGAAAAGCCUAUUGAAGAAAAAGUAGAAGAAAAACCUAUUGAAGAAAAAACGAUUGAGGCUCCAAAGGUGAAUGAAAAAAGAACUAGAGGAAGAAAAAAGUCUCCAGAAGCACCUAUUAAAGGGCUAGACAAUGAAGAAAUAGAAAAGAAAAUAGAAGAAGAUGUAAGCCUGCUGAAUUGAAUCAAAAACCAAUCCUGUCUUAGUUUCUAUAUAAUUAUUGUUUUAAAAUUUAUUUUUUUUUUUUAAAUUAAUUCAAAUAUAAAAUUAUAAAUAAUGUAGAAGACCCAGAAGAUACAAAAAGAAAUACCACCCCACAUUCCUAUUUAAAAAGAAAAUCCCAAACUUACAAACCUGCCACAAAAGUUGAAUGAAAAGUCCAAAAACGAAUCGAUUGUUGGGGCUCUCCCAAUGUCAACGAGCAUAUAGAAAAAAAGAAAAAGCCUAUCGUCCCGUCAAUCCAAUUGGAAAAACAGGGCAUCCCUAUAGAAGACCUCGAAAGUAUUUUUUCAGGAAUCGCCAGAAACCAUAUAAAUCCCAACUAUUUUUUCAAAAAUCGUGAGGUAAAGGACACAAUAAUUCCCCAAUUUAACGAAAAUUCUUAUUUUAUAACCCAUUAUAGUGAUGAUAUAUAUCAAGACACCCUGAAAGUGCUGGAUGACCAUUAUCAAUAUCUUUGCAAUGAAGAUGAAUCUGUUUUGGAUAGAUCUUUAAAUAAUAAUUAUUAA